CGGCAACGGGAGAGAAGCAGCAGCACUGUGCCAAGCAAUCCAAGACCGAGGUACGCAACCACAUCAACGCGCUGCGGCACCAGACCGACGCCCCACCACCAGCGCCCAGCCUGAACUAGUCACUGCGCGGGCGCACUGCGUGCGGCGCUCACAAGGAUCAAUCUCAGCGGCGCGGCGCGGCGCGUGGAGCGUAUAAAUGAGCGACCCACCCUCCAGCGCGCGUUCUGAGGCGUCCGAGUCGACUGCGUCGACCACAUCCACAACUACGGCGUCGGCGGCCGACGUCUCGCCGGGAACGCGGCGCCGACGGAUGCUCGAAGCGCUCGAGCGCCGGAACGUACCAGCCGCCCGGAAAGCAAAAAAGCGGCGGCCGCAGCGCGUCGCGCCGGCGCCGGCGCGGCCGCGUCCGCCGGCGCCGGCGCCGCAGCGACGACCAACGCCACCCGCGCCGGCGCCACCGCGGCCACAGAUACCGCCACCGCAGCAGCAAGGCGUGGUCGCCCCGGACGCCCUGCGCCGCGCGCUCGAGCUGUCCAUGGCGGCCACAGCCGGCGACGCCGAGGACGACCUGCAGCGCGCGCUGGCCCUGUCGCGCGCCGAGGCGGGCAUCGAGGCGCCGCCGUCGGCAGCCAACCCGCCCGUGGACCUGGCGCGCGCGCUGGCGGCGGCGCGCGCGGCGAGCGCCCCGGAGGACGAGUUGGAACGAGCGCUGGCGGCGUCGCGGGCCGACAACGACGCGGCGCUCGUGGCGGAGUGCCGGGCCGUAGAUGCCGCGCGCGUCGCCGCGGAGGCCGACGCCGAAGCGCUAGCGGAAAGGCGGGCGGCGGAGGAACGCGAGCGCGAGGAUCUAGUGAUCAGCGGCGUCGGCGCUGCCGCGGACGCCGCCCGCGACGCCAUCGUCGCGUCGACGGACGCGCUGGCGGCGGCGCUCUUUGAGCGGCCCGCUCUGAAGGCGCUGUUCGUCGACGGCGGCGAGGCCGCGCGGCGCGGCGUGGUGAAGCUGCUCUCGCUCGGGCGGAGUGCGGCGAAGUGGUAUCCGCUGCACGCGCCGGCCGUCCUGCGCCCGUGUGGAAAUCGAAUUUCAUACAUUCUGCUCGAUGGCGUAAAGGUGACGGAGACUCACUGGUUGACUUCCACGCAGGUCCUGCGGGAACGGGCCACGGCGCUCGAAGCGACGGUCGUGGCGGUCGACGCCGAGGUCGAAGUGUUGGAAACGGCACUGUUUGCCAUGCCGGAAGACGGCCGGCACGGCUGCGUGCCGCGGCUGUUCCUCGGCGACGCCGCGGAGGGAGUCAUCGACCUUUCUGAGGCGCCAGAGGUAGUGAGUGCUCCGGCCGCGCCGGAACCUGUCGAGCCUGCACCCGGUGUGGCACCGCAGCAGCCGGCCACGCUGGAUACGCCGGGCGAAUGAUAUGUGUGAUGUACUACGUAUAAGUUAAGUUAG
Molecule: messenger RNA, 1444 nt
Organism: Pelagomonas calceolata
Lineage: Eukaryota; Pelagophyceae; Pelagomonadales; Pelagomonadaceae
Source: the annotation of a GenBank genome assembly